AUGGCAGCAGAGUCCGUGCUCGACAGCAUUGAUGAAUGCUGGAAUGCACAGCAGGGUGACUUGGUUGAGACUCCUCCCAAAAAACGGAGGGGAGCAGCCAACUCGGAGCCCGGAAGCUCUGAGAAGGGCCAUGUGAAUGCCAAGGCAAAGGCGAAGUCUUCUGCAGCUAAGGCCAAAGCCAAGGCUCAGGUGAGAAGAAGCAUUGUCAAAAAAUGCAAGGGAUGUAGAAAAAAACUUGCUCCUGGCGAAGCAGCUCCGAAUUGGCCCGGGUGUUGGGGCUGCAAACGCAGCCUAGACAACAUAUGUCGGUUAGCGAAGAAGCAGGGUCCCAAGGCAGAGGCAUGGGUCAGCGAGGUCAGAUCCGAUGCCGACGACACCAGGCUCUACAACAUGAUCCAGUCCUACAACGAGAAGUGUCCGGAGUCCAACGAGGGUGGCCCUACCUGCGGGAGGAAGCGAGGCAAAUGGUGCCUCAUCAAGUACAUCGAGCGGGUGAAAGCUGCCAGUGAGAUGAUGUGGGAGAAGUUGUUCAUGGAGUUCAGCCAGACGGUUCGCGGAGGGAAGAUGACCGAGGAGGCCGCGCAGAACCAGUGGAACACCUGGGUCACCGCGGUCAAGAACAACACUGCCAAGGCCGACGGCGUGAUGUUCGACUGGGAAGGCCCCCAAGGAAAACUCCGCAUCUGGAUCAAGACAGCGGAUAAGCUCAUCUAUCGGAGUCAGUAUUUCAAGGAAAAGGAGAUCUACUGCGAAGGCGAUACCACAAAAAAGGCCACCGACGAAGACGUGGACAAACUCCGACCAGAGCUGAUGCAGAAUCACGGCACGAACAUGUCGUUCGAGGAGAUUGCACCUGUGCUUGCCCAGAGCGGCAAAGAUGCCUUCCAGGCCAACGACGGCUUCAUGCUCGACAUUUUGGACUUGCAGCCGGACACGGGGGACAUGAAUGAAGAUGAAGAAGCCCCGGCCCAGGCGCCAGCUGAGGCUGAGAAAAAAGACGACGGACCCAAACUUUGGGUCGAGCGUGAUCGCAUCGUGUCUGCGAGCCUCCGCGCGGCCAAGUCCCAGAAUGCCGUGUUCGUGCAGAAGGGCCUAGACCAGCUGGAGAAGCAGGAACAAACCGAGCAGGAGACCCUGGCGGAGAUGGGCGACAAGCAGAAGGAGCACAUGGCCGGCGAGCUCAAGAUGUGGCGGGUCAGGUUGGAAGCGAUGGCGAUUUGCUUCCGUGACAAGGACUCGGAAGCUCUGAAGCGCUUCAUUGCUCGCUUCACAACCGUGGAAGCAACAGACAGCUCCAUGCCAGACCAGCCGGUGCGGAUGGGAGCUUGUCCUCCAUGCGAGCUGUAUGCCAAGCUGAAGACCGUGGAUAUCUUGGACGAGUGCGCUGGUAAGUACCAGAAUGCCACCACGCCGCAGCACGUCAAGGACGUGUCGACCAUGCUCACUGACUACAAGGCUCCGCUGCAGCAGCUGCUGCAAGGUGCCACCAAAGCGGAGAGAUCCAUCAAGGCGGCACGAGAGCAGCUGAAGCGAGCCUCUGCCAAGCAGGCUGCUCAAGAGAGCAAGAAGGGCCAGGCGAAUGCCAAGGCCAGCGAGUCACCGGCGUUGUUCGACCAAGGCGUUGCUGCGGCCAAGCAGAUUCAGAUCUUUGAGCCGGGGGACAUCGGCUCCGGCAAGAUCGACUUCAAGAUCCCCUUCAUCGUGAGAGCCGCCUCGAUCGUGAAGGACGUCUCGGCCGGUGUGGAAAGCGAGCACGAUGGCUUCAAGACCAGCUUCAAUAUUGGCCGUGCAAACUCAAAGGGCAUGAGGGCCUCCAAGCAGAUCUCCGAAGCAGGCGGCGGGGAUGUCUUCGUGAAGAAGUUGCAGGACGUCUUCAAGGAUUCGGAGAAGUUGCAGAUGCAGGCUGGCAAGCAUGACGGCCUCAAGAAGCACAUGGUCACGAGCUCGUUUGGGAUCGAUGUUGGGUACGACAAAGUGAGUUGCGAGCCAGCUUUCAUGUCUGCUUUUCGGUUGACCUUGGAAGGCACCCGCACCGUGGUGAUGACCGAUUGGUUGCAGCUGAUUGGUUUCAUGCAGAGGCAGGGUGUCGCUCUGCCGAUUCCUCCUGUUCGUCAGGCGGCUUUCCUCAGGAGCAUGAGCCCGGAGAUGCUGAAGCAGUACGUCGAGGAGGCCAGCUUGUGGACCAGUACGCUUGGUGCUGGCGACCUGAUCUAUGUGCCAUUCGGCUUUCUGACUGGCGAGCUGUGCACGGUCUUGACCUUCGGCUUGCGAUUGCCUCUCAUCGUGAAAGCGACUGCCGACCCCAAUCUCAUGGGCAGCAUCGACAAGAAGUUGACAGAGGUCGAGCAGACAUUGGCCAGUGCAAAGGAAGAUGCGGCCAAGGCGCGCUUGACCAUUGAGGUGUCAUGUCUGAGAGAACUUUCGAAGGCCAUGUCUGUUGCAGAUACGCCAGCGCCUGCGGCCCCGGCACCAGUUGCACCGACUGCUUGA
Messenger RNA from Symbiodinium sp. CCMP2456, 2490 nucleotides. The record is from the annotation of a GenBank genome assembly. Lineage: Eukaryota; Dinophyceae; Suessiales; Symbiodiniaceae.